Molecule: messenger RNA, 1584 nt
Organism: Balaenoptera ricei (Rice's whale)
Lineage: Eukaryota; Metazoa; Chordata; Mammalia; Artiodactyla; Balaenopteridae
Gene: RBM11
Product: RNA binding motif protein 11
Exons: 5
Coding region: 44-757 (237 amino acids)
Biological process (GO): regulation of alternative mRNA splicing, via spliceosome
Cellular component (GO): nucleus
Molecular function (GO): single-stranded RNA binding
Source: RefSeq, a predicted model, not a curated record
GUGGUCUCGAGGACCUCCUCCGUUCUUCGGCCGAGGCGAAGGCAUGUUCCCUGCUCAGGAGGAAGCCGACAGGACGGUGUUUGUGGGAAAUUUAGAGGCCCGAGUGCGGGAAGAGAUUCUUUACGAGCUGUUCCUUCAGGCUGGGCCAUUAACCAAAGUGACUAUCUGCAAAGACAGAGAAGGAAAGCCGAAGUCUUUUGGGUUUGUCUGCUUUAAACACCCAGAAUCGGUGUCUUAUGCCAUAGCUUUGCUGAAUGGAAUUCGUUUAUAUGGAAGACCAAUUAACGUGCAGUAUCGAUUUGGGAGCUCUCGCUCUUGUGAUCCAGCUAACCAAAGUUUUGAGAGCUGUGUUAAGAUAAAUUCACACAGCUACAGAAAUGAAGAAGUCGUGGGCAGAACUUCCUUUCCCGUGCAGUUCUCUCCAAUUAAUAAUGCAGCUUUACCUCAGGAAUAUCUUUUCUUUCCGAAGAUGCAGUGGCAUGCAUAUAAUCCAGCACUGCAGCUUCCUUACUAUGAGAUGACAGCACCACUUCCUAAUAGCACUUCUGUGUCUUCCUCACUGAAUUGUGUUCCAGAUCUAGAGGCUGGACCCAGCUCUUACGAAUGGGCUCACCAACAACCAAGUGACUCUGACCUUUAUCAGAUGAAUAAACGCAAGAGGCAAAAACAAACCAGUGAUAGUGAUAGUAGCACAGAAAACAAUAGAGGAAAUGAAUAUAGCCAAAAUUUCCGAAAGUGUAAGAAAAAAAGAUACUAGUAUUUACAUUCUAAUGAAAUGUAUCUACACUGGUCUUCAUUCUCUUAAAAGAAAAGAAAAAUCUGUAUUCCACUAAAUGACCAAUUCCAUGGCUUUCUUGUCUUCUUUGAAAUAUAUAAUAAUAUGACAUCUGAUUUGCUAUUCAAUUUUUGUCUUGAAUGACAAAAACUUAAAAAUAAUAUAGUGUGCUUUUUGUAUUUGUAAUGGUGUUGUUAACAAGAAAUGCACUUUGAGUUGUUAUAUUUUAGUAUUAUAAUGAACUUGCACUAAACUAUUAAUCAAAAGUCACUUACUGAGCACUUAUGGAUAAGGCACCAUGCUCUUCUAGACUCUCGCCUGUAACCCUCGGCUGUAAAUAGUCUGAGAUGAGAAGUGGAGUGGUCAAUUUUCUGAAUGAAACUGGUGUAAAUAUUUGAGUUGCAUGUUUUACCUAAGAAAACAGAAUAAGCAGAGUUUAGUUUCCUCUAUUACUAAUAUUUAAUUUUUUAUGUCUAAAUAUGUUAUCUCCGAGCCUUAUUCUCAUACACGUUUAUUUAAUAAAAUGAUGUAUCACAGUGAUACCAAAGGAAAGAUGAUUAUCACAUGGCUAGUUUUUGGUCCUUCCCUUUUCAUAUGAUUGUGUAUAAAUAGGAAUACCUGCCUUUAGUUGGCUAUGUCAUUAUUUAUUAUCCACCUCUUUUGCCAACUGGGUUUGAGAGGGUGUAUUUGACACAUUUAAAUCUUGGCAAUGAAUAAUAUAUGAAAUGAUAUUUCAUUAAUGUAUGAUAUUUAAUGUUUAUCAUCAAAUCAAGUUUCCUAUUUCUGAAUCAUUUAUUUGCAGAAGGUAA